This is a messenger RNA of Symsagittifera roscoffensis, 929 nucleotides long. RefSeq lists its product as uncharacterized. Bases 356 to 715 code for a protein of 119 amino acids. The record is from RefSeq and is a predicted model, not a curated record. The transcript is spliced from 3 exons. NCBI's taxonomy places the organism in Eukaryota, Metazoa, Xenacoelomorpha, Acoela, Convolutidae.
AUUUAUUCCUUCUGUUGAGGAUUUGUUUUGGUAACAGUUCGUUUUUUUUUUUGCGUUUUUCCAAGCUUUAGCAAUUUAAUAAAUCCGUCGGUGCUUGUAAGGUAAGCUGUAUUUUUAUGCGCUAUAAAAACUGGGGACUGGAUCGAAAUCUUUUGAGUGCUUUCAGUAACAACCAGGCAGCUACCAUAACAAAUAAUAAACUGAAUCCAAAACAGGAAGCUGAACCUGUCGUAAAAAACAAUAACCUGUUUAACUGGAUUAGUAUUUUACAUAUCUAACUAGCCACCGCCGAGCAUCGCAGCCUAAACCGAUCUAAAAUAAAUAAAAAAACAUACAGGCAAUCACAAACAACAAUAUGGCAGAGUUUCUGGACCACUUGAAAUCCACCAACUGGGUCGACUGGAAGGGCUGGUUCUGUGCCUGCUGCUGCCCCUCCUACGCAUUCGCCAAGAUAUCUUACCACAAGCUACAAGAGGACAGUUUCCGCAUGUGUCUCGCCUGCUACUGUCCCUGUCUGUUCGCUUGGUGGUACAUGAAGGCCCUCGACAAAAUACCAGAGAACAUGGGCACUAAGAUCAUGGCAUGCUGCUGGACAUACUGCUGCCCUACAUGUGCAGUGUACGUAGCAGCAGUAGAAGACGGCAUGGAUCCCAUCCAGGAGGCCACGAAGUGUGUCGAAGUAGUCAAAAAAGUUGUCUGCAUCAGUAGGCAAUAAACAACAAAAACAAGCAACCGAAAGAGAAGAAACAAACACAUAUUGAAGCGACUAGCGUGAACAUUUUUAGCAACAGAUUGUUCUUCUUUUCUUCUGCGUGGCUUCUUGUUGAACCUCAAAUAGUGCGCUUUAGAAGCAAACAUCAGAAAAAAAACGUUCUUCCAUUUCAUAGCUACGGAAUGUUUUCUCUGUAAUAAACGUGAUAGCAGAAAAA